Messenger RNA from Vitrella brassicaformis, 1031 nucleotides. The record is from the annotation of a GenBank genome assembly. NCBI's taxonomy places the organism in Eukaryota, Vitrellaceae.
UUACAAACCACUUACUUACGUUCAGCACUUACUUACAUGCGUCCCUUGAGCUGGUGGCAGCAGAAAGAGACGACACACGUCAAUCAAAAGGCGGCAUGGACGUGUCCAUGGGCAUGGAGAAUACAGAGACGUAUGCACCAAUUGAUCAAUGAAAUCGUCUCUCAUUUAUAAAGAGUAGAGACCGAGAAGAACAGAAAGGUCUCGACCUUCCAAUCACCACCCACCCGGCAUAGUGCGCCUUCAUAGCUGCCGAGCGGGCCUCAAAUGUGGCUGUCGCGGCCUCCAUCUGCGUGAGGGCCGCCGCGCAGUCGCCGACGGCCUCUCUGUAUCGGUGCAGCUUGAGAUAGCAGGAGGCCCGGUUGGGCAGGAGGGUCCGCUCAGCCGAUACGACUAUGCGCUGCGGUCGGCCGACGUCGUGCUGGGCUGCCAAUAGGACUGCAGGAGGUCCAGGGCGCGGUCGAGGGCUGCCCGGUGGUCGCCUCUGCUGAAAAGCUCAUUGCCUUUGGCCUUUUCCUCGAGGGCCGACGAGAGCAGAGCGCGUCGGGCCCCCCCCCUUGCCGAUCUGCACGUUCAUGGGGCUUCCCUUGCCUCCCCUUGACAAAAGCACUGCCUGCAUGGUGGUCGGUGGUGGUCACGCGUGAUGGUCGCCGCCCGUUGGUCAGCCCCGGCGCCUCGGUCAAGCCUCUGCCUCUUGGUCAGCCCAUCUGUCCCAGGCGGCGUAGUAGGCCUUCAUGUCGCCCUGUGCGCUGCAGCUGACGCGCCUCGCCCUCCCCCUCCCCCUGGUUGUCCUUGUGCGGGGCAGUGGCGGUGUCCUUGAAGGGGUUGUCCACCUUGUGUUUGGUCGUUGGGGCCUUCCUGAAGUUCUCCUGCCACUGGUAGAGGUCGUCGAUGUAGCUCCUGGUCUCAUCGGCGUUGCGGCGGAUCUGGUGCUGAAUCUCCAUGACGUUCCGCUGGCCACUGACUGCCAUUGUGGUGGGCUAGGGACUGACAGGUGAUGCUGGCGACCAGUCGCUCUGGUCUCUUCGUCAAAG